AUGGCAAGCCUGCUGCUGCGCUUGUUUAACAGUGACUACUUUUCGCCGCACCUGGCGCUCUUGCGGACAUACUCGGAUCAUGUUGGGAUCACAUACUACCUGAUCUCGAAGCUGUGUGAAGACUUUCCGCAAGAUCAGGUCGAAUUCUACUGGCCGCAGUACUGUCACCUGCUCGUCACAAAGCCUUCUGCAUCGCGCGCGCUCGAAUGUUUUCUUUUGCGCAAGUGCGAAGAGGAUGUGCACAUUGCCCUCAUCACGCUCUGGUACAUCCAAGCGCAGCUCGCGGAUUUGGCCGAUGCACCGGGCUCUGCGGCAUUCCGGACGUGCCAGCGUGUGUACAACCGAUGCCAGUGCAUUCUGUUUGAGGACCCCGAUCCAGAAGCGGGUACGAGGCCGCGCUCGAUGCUGCAGCGGUUCCUGCCGCACUUUGAAGUCCGCAAACGCGUGCGGCCGGAAAAUGUGUCCAGCGCGCUCGUCGGCAUCGGCGCGCUGCUCAUAGGUUCGCCAGGGUGUCCUUCGGCUGGUGCGUAUGCUGGCGCGCUCGCGCUGCAGCAAGGGCGCCGCGCGCCGGAAGGCAUCGAGGCGCACGAGCCGUGGAUUCCAGAGACGGACACACUACUUGCGGAGCCAUUGCUGGCGCCGCCGCCGUCUCUUGUGCACGUCACACCACCCAAAGAGCACGAUUUUGUGCGCGACGCAUUUGGCCAGGAAGAGCGCACCCGACCGAUACCCGUCGCUGCCUCCGCCUCGACGCCUGCGCUGCCAAGCAAACCAAGCCCAAAGUACACCACGGCCUCUUCUUCUUCCGUCUCCGACGCGCCUGCGCCGGACGCGAACAGCUACAGUGUCGCAGUGCGCAAGCAAUACUUGCGCACGCACUACGGUCGCACCGUCACACAAUUUCUACAGGCUCUGCAGGAUAUCACGCAGCGCUUGCAGCCGCUCCCAAAACCUGCACGGCUCUCAGCGCUGCGUGCAGAAUUGACCGCACUGAACCACAAGCUGCCGACCGAACUGUGCUUCCCUACAUGGUGCGCGGGUACGCCGAAAGAAAACAUGCCCCACGAGCGGCACCACCGUGUCGUGCGCAUCAGCGCGAGCGAGGCCGUGGUACUGAAUUCGGCGGACAGAGUGCCUUAUUUAAUUCAUGUCGAGGUCCUGUGCAACGAUUUGGACUUUGACCCCACCCGGCGCUACAACCGCGAGCUUCUCCAGUGGCUCAUCGGCAACACGGCAGGGCAUGCGGCGCCGCUUUUGCUUCCGCGCAAAGACACCCAAGCGCCGCGAGUCGCAGAAACUGUACAGGAAAGGCCGCCGUCGCCCGCACGAUCCGAAGAAAUGGAUUUGACCGAGCAAAUGUACGGCUCGGACCUCGCUGCAUUCGGCGCCGAGACCGCCGACGGCGACGGUGACGAGGGCAUGGGCGAGAAAAACCACGCGCUCGACAACGAGGCAUGGCGCCACGCCGAGUCGGGGCCAAACCAGCGCGUGCCUUUUUCUAUGGACGAGUAUGCAGAGCGCAUGCGGACUGCUGCAGUGAUGCUUGCCCAGCUGAAUGGAAAUACAAGCACACGCCAAGUCAUGGCGCAUAUCCCAGCGACGCGCGCGCCUCAGAGCUGGAGCAGCUGGAUCAUUGGCACGCCUGCAGCGCCAGACGACGAAGUGCGCGCUUCAGCGGCCGCAGCGCACGUCCUGUCCAUGGACACGAACAAGAUCCGCCAGCGCAUCAUGGACGAAAUGGCAGCACUCGAGGAGGAGCGCAUGGAGCGCAUGAAGCAAGGUGCACUCUCUUUUGGCCGCCGCAAACGCAACAAGUUCAGUGCCGAAGAUGAGAGCGCGGUGUACCGUGCGGUGAAUAAAGAAGAUCCAUCUGCUGCGUACUUCCGCGAGUCGUGGACGACCAAGAAGGAGCGGAUCCGCAGCCUGAGUCCGUAUGGGCACCUUCCUACCUGGGACCUCUUUUCUGUGAUUGUCAAGACAGGGGCGGACUUGCGCCAGGAACAGUUUGCCGUCCAGCUCAUCCAGGAGUUCAAGCGGGUGUGGCAGGACUGCGGAAGCCGCUGCUGGGUCCACUACUUUCGAAUUGUCGUGCUGAGUGAGAGCGGAGGGCUAAUUGAGACCAUCAAGGAUGCAGUCUCUGUUCACUCGAUCAAAAAGGAGGCGUACAUGAGCCAGAUGGAGGGGAAUGCAAUUGCCUCGUUUAGUCUCUACGAUCAUUUUGUCCAGACCUACGGCGAGCCGCACACGCCGCGAUUCCGGCGCGCGCGCCGCAAUUUCACCGAGUCGCUCGCGGGGUAUGCCAUCGUUUCUUACCUGCUCCAAAUCAAGGACCGCCACAAUGGAAAUAUUUUGGUCGAUACCGAAGGCCAUUUGAUCCACAUCGACUUUGGGUUUAUCCUUGGCAUCUCGCCCGGCGGUGUUGGGUUUGAGGCUGCGCCGUUCAAGCUACCGCGUGAGUACAUUGAUAUUAUGGGUGGAAUGGAAAGCGAUGGAUUCGAAGACUUCCGUACGCUCAUGCGCCAAGGUUUCCGCGAUGUGCGGAAACAUGCGGAGCGGUUCAUUGUCCUUGUGGAGCUCAUGCAGAAGGACUCUAAGCUGCCGUGCUUUGCAUUGCGCGACUUGGCGGUUGCGAAUUUGCGCGACCGGUUCCAGCUUACCUUGACGGCGGAGCAGUGCAACGAGUUUGUGGACCGCUUGAUUCUCAGUUCCGCUGGCAGUGCAUUCACACGCCUGUACGACCAAUACCAAAACUUUACACAGCAAAUUUUGUAA
This is a messenger RNA of Malassezia vespertilionis, 2772 nucleotides long. RefSeq names its product 1-phosphatidylinositol 4-kinase (gene PIK1). The record is from RefSeq and is a predicted model, not a curated record. Gene Ontology annotation, biological process: phosphatidylinositol-mediated signaling; phosphatidylinositol phosphate biosynthetic process. NCBI's taxonomy places the organism in Eukaryota, Fungi, Basidiomycota, Malasseziomycetes, Malasseziales, Malasseziaceae. The transcript has 3 exons. Gene Ontology annotation, cellular component: membrane; cytoplasm. Bases 1 to 2772 code for a protein of 923 amino acids. Gene Ontology annotation, molecular function: 1-phosphatidylinositol 4-kinase activity.